AUGGCUCCAGCGUGGGUCCUGGUGCUGGUGACCGUGGUGCUGGGCUUGGCCCGAGCGGGCCCUGUCCCUACUUCCAAACCCACCACAACCAGGAGGGGCUGCCACAUGGACAGGUUCCUGUCUCUGUCACCGAGGGAGCUAGAAGCCUUCAAGAAGGCCAAGGAUGCCUUAGAAGAGUCACUCUCACUGAAGAACUGGAGCUGCAGCUCUCGCCUCUUCCCUAAGGCCUGGGACCUGAGACUACUGCAGGCCUGGGAGCGCCCCGUAGCCUUGGAGGCUGAGCUGGACUUGACGCUGAAGGUCCUGGGCGACAUGGCUGACUCGUCCCUGGGGGCCGUCCUGGACCAGCCCCUCCGCAUGCUGCGCCACAUCCAAGCCGAGCUCCAGGCUUGCGCCCUGGCUCAGCCCACAGCAGGACCCAGACCCCGUGGCCGCCUCCACCACUGGCUGCACCGGCUCCAGAAGGCCCCAAAGGAGUCCCAGGGCUGCCUCGAGGCCUCCAUCACCUUCAACCUCUUCCGCCUCCUCACCCAGGACCUGAAAUGUGUCGCCAGUGGAGACCUGUGCGUCUGAGAACCCGGACCCGCCCUCAGCCCACGUGGGACCCAGACCUUAUGAAUGCACCAAACCUCACCCCUGCCUUAAGUUAUUUCCUUUCAAUCCCUUAU
Messenger RNA from Ailuropoda melanoleuca (giant panda), 668 nucleotides. Its product is annotated as interferon lambda-1. Gene Ontology annotation, biological process: positive regulation of immune response; cell surface receptor signaling pathway via JAK-STAT; defense response to virus. The record is from RefSeq and is a predicted model, not a curated record. Bases 1 to 573 code for a protein of 190 amino acids. NCBI's taxonomy places the organism in Eukaryota, Metazoa, Chordata, Mammalia, Carnivora, Ursidae. The transcript has a single exon. Gene Ontology annotation, molecular function: cytokine activity.